UCCAUUUACAGACUUAAACCUCGUUAAUAUACAUCUUUUCUCGGUUCCUCGGUGCGUUCACGGACACACGUUGUGCUGACGCUCGCAGGUUCGAGCGGCGCCUUGUUUAUGCGUUGUGACAAGGGCAGGUAGCUGUCGCAGCCAUCUGACGCGCGUCACUGAGCCCAUCUGCUGAGCUGGACGAGGUGUCUUUCCCCUCUCUCAGACCCCCCCCCCCACGCCUGCGCCGCUCACAGCGCCCCCCAGUGGGCGACACGUGCUGCCCUCGCCGCUGCGGGAGCCCCCGUUCCACAGGAGCGACGAUGGAAAACUACUGCUGAAUUUGUGAAAUAGUUCAUAGUGAACGAUGAGUGAAGAGAGAGGUGAGAAGCUGUGUAUUAAUAAUUCUGUCUUUCCUGGUAAAUAUACAGACAAGUAUUUAUAGAAGACGUGCCCUGACGUCUCUGGGCCAUUUAUACCCAUCAUUCGACCUGCGCUGUUUGGCUUCUCCUGCCUGUCACAUGAUUUAUGUUUCAUUUUGCGGCACCACCGCCAAGUGAGUUCUGUGAUGUUAUCAACUGUUAGAUCGUCUUGAGUUAUUGGGCUUGUGUGACGGUCUGUGUGGUCUUGGCCUCAUUACUGGACCAUGAUAAUAUACUAUAAUGCGUUUUACCACAUACUAUACUAUGACACAUCGUCCCCUUCUUCUCAGCUCAUCUCUACAUCUACAUUAAUGCAGAUGGACUCCAUGCAUUGGAUCAGUCGGUAUAUUUCCACAUGAUCCUGUGGUUCAGUGUUAAAGACCUGUGUUUUCUGAUUGAGCGAUCUGGUUGCCACCACAUCAAAUCUAAAGUAGUUUUAUUGUGAACUUUACUUUAACUUAGUCCUUUUUUGCUCAAUUCUCAGCGCUGAAGUUGACAAACGUAAGCCAUUAAGUAAAGUUGUGGGUUCGAUUCCCACUGAAGGUAGCAUGUCUGCGAACACAAGCAGGUUUUAGCGCUGUGUUUGCAGACAUCAUCUGGAACCAGAGGUGCUGUCACACCUGCAGGGUCACCGUAAAGACCCAACACAAACACCACAGCCCACUUUUAAAUAAUACAGCAUGUGUAGGCUCAUGAACUGACCACCCAGGGAAAACCACAGCAGAAGUGUGUCACGUUGAAAUAUGUGUUAAGUUAUGCAGCCCCAGAACGAGCCACAUAGAGAGGAAGAGGAAGAGGAGGAGGAGGAGGAUGCUAACCCAAAUGCAGUCCUUGGACUGCGAGCGAUGGGCAGCAGAGAGCAUUGGGAGGUCAUCUAUUUUUCAUGAGAUGCAAUAGCAGCAAAGCAAACAUCCUCUUUCCAGGGGAGAAGAAAGCUGUGAGGAUCUUAAGUGCAUUAUUAUUUUCAAGGACACUGCAUUCUAAAUGCAGCGCAUUCAUGCUGCAAAUGUCAAGCAAAUGAUGCAAAACAAUGAUGUUACCCAAGAAUCUAUUUCCCCUGACAUUUACUUAGUCAAAUAUUUAAUAAUUCAGUUUCAUCAAUAAUUCCUGUGAGAUUUAUUAUUGAGUGAGCGUUUCUGACACGUGUGAUGUUACAGUGAAGGGAAAGGGUGUGGCAGCAGCUGAUCACUGGGUGGGAAAGGCCGCUGUCAGAGCAAUCUGAGCAUCUGACUGAUGGGACGGGACGGAGGCGCAUCAAGGUGAAACGCUUCUCCUCUCAAGCCUGUAACGCAACUGUUUAGUUUAGUCACAGGUAGCUUCGUUUAUGUAGCGACAGUGACUGAAGUACGGUUUCUCAGCUCAUAUUGAGUAGUAUUUGCAUAGAUUUGUUAACAAUAGUGCGUCCAGUGUCGUCCUCCAGGCCACGCUCUCCAACCUGAAGCCUCGUCUUUGUCUUCCUGCAGCACAAAACAAAAACAGACACAAUUACAGCCUCAUAUCCACAGUAGUUAUGUGGAUGGCCUGAUGAAAUAUCCUGUACCCAUUAAUCUUUCCCCAGGGGGUGCAGGAGACUGGGAGCACUGGGCCAGCCACUGAUUAAAUGCUCCUAAUAGAGGCCAUUCAUCUCCCCUCCAAUCCUGAGCGUUCCAUCGUGCAACAUAACAAAACUCAACUCGUCGCCGCCUCUCUGCGCAAAUAUUGCCCAGACCGACGCAGCAUCGCUCUCCAUCUGAAAAUGAGAUAACAGCAGCGCUUGUCACAAGGCAGCUCCCAGGAAACACACCCACACUUGGACUGCAAGCCACGCCCCCUGCGUCAAGCCACGCCCACAACAUGAUCUUACCCUCUGUUCUCAUCAUCUGAACCCAAUUCACCUGUGCCUUUUCUCCAUGUCACACAUCCAGCCGCCUCCUGCUCAGUCCACGUUACGUAAACCCACUUUUUCAAUGAAGCCUUAGUUCAAGAAUGUUUAUGUAAUUUUGAGAGACCAUGUUUGAGAAUCUAUUUUAUGUCGUGUUCUUUUUGGAGUGAUCCUGUUUUGAAAGUUUAUGUUUAGAAGAAGCCAUGUUGGAAUAAGAGCAGCCGUGUUGGAGGCCACGUUUAAGAGAAGCCAUGUGAUGUGUAACAGCUCCAUUAAUUCAGGACCUGUUCCGUUGCUGGAUGCAGGCGUUGAUUAUGGAACGACCCCACUUUAGUCGGGUUUGUUUUUUAGACACAAAGCAGAGCUGUUUGAGGGUUUUUUUCCUCGUACAUCUUUACUUUCCAUUGAGAUGGAAGCGCGGCGGCUACGUUGGCAGACAGGCAGAUUUGUGCAGGUGGCAGAAGGUGGGUCCAAAUCCGUGGUUGGGCCCAGGGCUGAUUAAUGAGUGCGGGGGAUUAGACGGAGGGUCAGGACGUGGUUACUGGUGCUGCUUCCUCCUCACGGUCUGAACUGCAGCUUCCAGAGACUCCUCUGCACCAAAGCUCAGGAUGUAAGAAAAGGAGACAAACAAGAGGACGGCGCUGACGCCGACACGAUCCGUGAGUUUCUACAGAACGAUCGUCAUGCAGCAUCCACACACAUUCGACCACGGCUACAAGGCUAAGCUGCUUAUGGGACAAUCUGCAGAGAACUGUUCAACCAGCGCCCCCCCACACCCCCCGGAGACCAACCUGCUUUCUCCUGCUCUGCCUGUGCCCCACCUUUAAUCCCACCUGAUCCGAAAGGAGAAUACGGAGCUCAGACGCGUGAACGAUGGCCGUUCUGAAAGUGAAGUUCACCAAGACCAAGAGGGACAAACUGGCCCAGGUGCUGUGGAUCCUGAACUGGAUCUCCGUGGUGACGGGGAUCCUGCUGUUCAGCUUGGGCCUCUUUCUUAAGGUGGAGAUCAACAAGCGAGGGGAGCUGAUGGCCGAGAGGGACGUCCAGUACGUGCCCAACAUGCUGAUCGCCGUGGGCCUCAUCGCCUGCGCCAUCAACUUCCUGGGCGGGAAGAUCUGCUACGACUGCGUGGACGCCGCCAAGUUCCUGCGUUGGAAGCUGAUCAUGCUGCCCUACCUCAUCUGCACCUUCUUCUUCACCUUCUGUGUGCUGGUGGGCGCCGUCAUGUGCUAUGCCAUGCUCGGGGAGCUACAGGAGGCUCUGGAGCUGGGCCUGACCCGGGCCAUGAGGUUCUACAAGGACACGGACCUGCCAGGAAGGUGCUUCCUCAAGAGAACAGUGGACUUGCUGCAGAUCGAGUUCCAGUGCUGCGGCAACAGCGGCUACAGGGACUGGUUCCAGAUCCAGUGGGUCAGCAACCGGUACCUGGACAUGUCACAGAAGGAGGUUCUGGAUCGAUUCCGAAGCAACGUGGAGGGGAAGUAUCUGAUGGACGGCGUUCCCUUCAGCUGCUGCAACGUGAACUCGCCGCGGCCCUGCAUCCAGCACCAGAUCACCAACAACUCGGCCCACUUCAACUACGAGCACCAGACGGAGGAGCAGAACCUGUGGAUGCAGGGCUGCCGCCAGGCUCUGCUGCACCACUACUCCAGCAUCACGCGCUCCAUCGGCCUCACGGUGCUCGUCACCUGGCUGUUCGAGCUGUCGGUGCUGACGGGCGUUCGCUACCUCCAGACCUCCUUAGAAAACGUGCUGAGGCAGGGAGACCCCAACUCUGAGUCCGAGGGCUGGCUGCUGGAACGCAGCUUCAUCGAAACCGCUCGCACCAACCUGAACAUCAUCAAGAGCCUGGGAAAGAGCAACCAGAUCGACGCGGCCGCCCACGCAGACCCCAACAUCAACGCUCCCUCCACGUCCAAGGCUCACUAUGGGCCGGACGAUGUGCCCCCGAGGCCAGGACCUGCAGCCAGCUGCCAGUGAAUGGGCCUUCGAAACGAGUGAGUUGAUUUAAGAACAGAAAAAACUGAUUCAAGGUUGGGAGAAUCUACUGAUCAUCUUGUUUAUUGUAAUCUAUAGUAAAACCAAUGUCAGUACUGCUCAUUUUCUAACUAUUUUCUACAUAUUUGUACACUUAUUAAUGAUUAGAGGUGAAAUGAUGGGAACUGCUGGUUAAAACAGCUUAAUCCUGCUUUGAUUUCAAAUAAAUCACUUACCCAGACAUAAGUCGUGUAGUAGAAAAGACUUUGAGGUUCACAUCACUCACUCCUGUAUUGAAUCUUUUGGUUUCUGCAUGGAUAAUAUCUACAUUCUAGUUACUGCAUACUGACAUUGUGAACUGGAAAGGUCCAUCUGUAGACUGGCUGCAAAGUCAACUGUCUGGAAGCAAAGUAGAAAAAAAACGUACAUUUCUAAAAUAAGAGUAAACUGGAAAGAUGUUAAAUUACCUUAGUUUCCCUUUUAGGUCUAAUUCUUAAACAUCAACCUGUAAUAACUUUUUUAAAAAUAUUAAUUUUGGGAAUAAACAGACUUUUCUCAACAAUGGCCCCUUUAAUAUUUGUGUACAAGCAUACAGUAAUAUCUGACAUUAUAAUCAAUUUGGCCAUAUCCCCACGUCAUUACUCACUGGGUUUAUUAUUUGUGAGAACUUAAAUUACAAUAAGGCUGAAAAUGUUAACUAUUAAAUGUUGAGAAGUUGGAAGCAGGUUACUGUGUAUUGCCUUUAGCAUACUUCAUCUUAUUUAAUAUAACUUAGAAUGUACAGUCUAUACAUUUUAACCAUCCUCAGGGUUCAUGGAUAUCUAAAGGUUUAAUCUUUCGAACAUUUAUGUGAGCAAAAUGAAAUGUGGUUUGUGUUUUUCAAAUUUUCAAAUAAAUGCAACUUUCUUUUUUUAGAACAGCAAAACUUAGCAAUAUAAGUUAGACAAUCAUUUCUGAAACAAACAAAAGCUCUAGAAAACUCACAACAUUACUAAGAAAAGACAAAUACAUGAUCAAAGAAAUGUGUUAGUGUCUAUAUUAUGAUGGUCUUUAUUGGAAUGAGCCUCUUUGCAACCAUUACUGUAAGUGAAACUCAAAUUAAAUCAAGGCGACUUGGGUUUGCUCAUUAUCCACCUCCCUGUGGGUUCCACCAACAGGCCGGGGCUCAGGCCUCCUUCGAUUAUUGUUGUUUGUGUAUGUCUGUGCAUAAGAGCACUGGAGCAGACUGUCCUCUAUGGCUAUUUCUCCAGCCGCCACAGCUGGAUCAGUCCUCACAACAUCUGCCACUCGAAGGCGAACAUGACGUUGACCACCUCCAGGCUGCGGGCGAUCUCCUCCAGGAUACAGUGCUGCUGCCACAGCUGGUUCAGCUUCCUGUAGCGCUCGGGGCAAAGGUGCAAUGGAUUGCCUCUUCUAGAAAUGGAGAUAAUGAAGACCUGUUGUAGGCUUUUAACCUCUUACAUAUACAUGGAAUACAUGGAAGGAACACAAGAAUUUAAACUAAAUAAAGUUCCACAUUUUAAAAUAUAA
This is a messenger RNA of Betta splendens (Siamese fighting fish), 5769 nucleotides long. RefSeq names its product photoreceptor outer segment membrane glycoprotein 2-like. Gene Ontology annotation, biological process: visual perception. The transcript is spliced from 6 exons. Bases 3136 to 4242 code for a protein of 368 amino acids. Gene Ontology annotation, cellular component: membrane. The record is from RefSeq and is a predicted model, not a curated record. NCBI's taxonomy places the organism in Eukaryota, Metazoa, Chordata, Actinopteri, Anabantiformes, Osphronemidae.